This is a messenger RNA of Zasmidium cellare ATCC 36951, 1659 nucleotides long. RefSeq lists its product as uncharacterized. Gene Ontology annotation, molecular function: zinc ion binding. The record is from RefSeq and is a predicted model, not a curated record. The transcript has a single exon. The coding region runs from base 1 to 1659 and encodes 552 amino acids. NCBI's taxonomy places the organism in Eukaryota, Fungi, Ascomycota, Dothideomycetes, Mycosphaerellales, Mycosphaerellaceae.
AUGGCCUCUCUCCCGGCUCGCCAGCCGUCGCAACGAAGAGACUCGCAGCGGGCCCAGUCGCAACCCUCCUCCACCCACUCGCCAGUGCGAUCACGCUCCGAAGACUCGCAGACCAUCUUUGUCCACGAUUCGCCCUACGAGAAAGAGCAACAACAGCAAGAGAGGAUCCAACCAGCCACUCGGCCUAUAGCUCCAGAAGACGACCCCUCGGUCAAGAGAUGUUGGAUAUGUUUCGAAGACUCCACCGAAGACACCCCAGAGACUUCUCCAUGGCGAGAUCCUUGUCCGUGUGCGCUUGUGGCGCAUGAAGAGUGUCUGCUAGACUGGAUUGCCGACAUGGAAGCUCCCAAGAAUACCCGCAACAGAAGCAUCGCCGCGCCCAAGAUCGAGUGUCCGCAGUGCAAGUCGGAGAUCAAGCUGGCCAGGCCGCGAGAUUACGUCGUCGAUCUAGUGAGAGGCUUUGAGAGACUGGCGCUGAAAGCAGUAGCACCCAGUGCUGUCUUCAUGCUGUCCGGUGCGGUAUACCAUCUCACAGUACUGCAUGGCGUCCACUCAAUAUAUGCCGUCUUUGGCGCUCAAGAUGGGGCUCGAAUACUGCGGCCACUGCAAAUGAACGCCACUCGACCUCCUCUAGAAGUGUAUGUCAACGACCCGCGAACCGCAUCUCAACAGCUACUGAGAGUUCUGAUGGACCAUGCUGUUCACUGGAGACUCUACUGCGGAAUCCCACUCAUCACACCCAUUCUCCUCUUCUCGCGGACAUCCCUAGCAGACGGGAUACUACCCGUGCUCCCUAUCGUCUUCUUCGCCUCGCAAGCUCACUCGCCUGACGAAGCUCUCGACUUCGCCACAUGGCCACCAUCAGCAAGCUUCGCUUUUGCAGUACUACCGUACAUUCGAUCUCUCUACAACUUCUACUAUCAAAAGGUCUGGGCGGAGAAGGAGAAGCAGUGGCUGAAGGAGAUUCAACCGCGAGUCACUCAGAACCAGGGCGAGGAUGGCGCGGAGGGUGUUGGGGGUGAGGAUCAGAACGAGGGGCAGGCAGCAGGUGAAGACGAGAACGUGUUCGAACUACAUAUAGAUCGCGGCUUGUGGGAGAAUUGGGACGACGCAGAGGAGAUGGCCGAAAAUGUCGCUCCCGCACAAGACGACGAAGCCGCGCCGGGCCCGAACGUGCAAGAUAAUCGACCCAAUCCACGAGGCGGUGGCAACGAGCAAGCGCAACGAAACGCAGGCCAACAACCGCAGCAAAACCAACCGCAGCAACAGCAGCAAGCGAAUGGCAACCAGCAAAACGGACAAGUCGAUCGUAGGAUAUCAUUCUCCGCAUCUGCCAUCGCCGAAACAGCCAUAGGAGCCAUCGCCUUCCCAACUCUGGCGGGUCUCGCUGGAGAGGCCCUCAAGCUCGUCCUGCCGACAUCAUGGACCACACCGCCAGCGCCCAAUUGUCGAUGGGGUUCUCGAUGGGGCACUCAAACCGGCGUCAAAGGCUUCCUUCAAAACAAGUGGGCACGCAGUAUCGUGGGUGGGUGUUUAUUAGUCGUGGCGAAGGAUGCGUUGAUGCUGUAUGUGCGGUGGCGGAUGGCUCAGAUGCAUCGGGGGCGGCGGGUCGUGGACUUUGAUCGGAAGAAGGGGGAUUCCAAGAAGGCGGCUGUAUGA